GGUACAACAGUGAACAACAGAACAAUGGCCUUCUUUUUGUCACGGACGAUCCUCUUCGGGACAUUGCUAUUCCCCGGGCAUAAGGCUACAGUGCAAGGAAGAUGAGCGAACAGAAAGGAACCGCUGGAGUUUCCCAUCAGCUAAAGGCCAGAAGAAAGAGGGCACGGAGGGAAUGGAAGCCCCUGGAAGACCGAAGUUGUACGGAUGUCGCUUGGCUCCUCAUCUUCGUAGCCUUCUGUGUCGGCAUGGGCUCCAUCUGUGGCUACGCUAUCAUCACCGGAGCCGCUGGCAGACUUGUAUCUGGCUACGACAGCUAUGGGAACACGUGUGGACAGCCCAACGCGCAGAUUGAGGGAAUCAAGCUCAGUGGCCUCGACCAGACCGACAAAAAGUUUGUGUUCUUCCUGGACCCCUGCAACAUUGAUAUUGUGCAGAGGAAGAUCAAGUCCAUGGCUUUGUGUGUGUCCCAGUGCCCUGAGAAAGAGCUGAAGACAUAUGGAGAGAUCAAAAGUUUCGCCAUAAAUAAUGGAUCCGAACUUUGCUCCUAUGAUCUCCCUCCGCCACGGUACCCCGGCCAUUCGGAGAGGUCUACGAAAUGCCCUAAGUUGCCGGUGUUACCAAGCAAGCCCCUACCGCUGUUUAACCGCUGCACCCCGUUGAACAUCUCCUGCUACACGCGCUUCGCUGAGGCUGUCGUCACCUUCGUCAGCGACAACAGCAUGCUGCACAGCCUGGUGGCCGGCGUGGUGGCCAGCAAGGAGGUCAUCCUGGGCCUGUGUGUGCUGGCACUAGUGCUCUCCAUGGUCCUGAUGGUCAUCAUCCGCUACAUCUCCGCCGUGCUCGUCUGGAUCCUCACUGCCCUCGUGGUCCUCGGCUCCCUGGGUGGCACUAGCGUCCUCUGGUGGCUGUACAUUGACAACCGGAGGACAGCGAAUGUGACCAUAGCCGCCACGGCCGCUGCCAGCAACAAGGAGGAGCCAAGGGACAACGUCCAGGCUCUGCUGGUCUACGCCGUCGCUGCCACGGUGUUCACAGUGGUCCUGCUACUGCUGAUGCUUUUCAUGAGGAAGCGCGUAGCCCUCACCAUCGCCCUGUUCCACGUGGCCGGGAAGGUGUUCAUCCACCUGCCCUUGCUGGUCUUCCAGCCCUUCUGGACGUUUCUGGCCCUUCUGCUCUUCUGGAUGUACUGGGUCAUGGUGCUCCUCUUCCUUGGCACUGCUGGGAACCCAAUACAGAACACGACGACGGGCCUGGUUGAGUUUUGGCUGACCGGGCCACUGCAGUACAUGGCCUGGUACCAUGCUGUGGGCCUCAUCUGGAUCAGCGAGUUCAUCCUUGCCUGCCAGCAGAUGACCGUGGCCGGGGCAGUGGUCACAUACUACUUUACAAGGGAUAAAACCAAGCUGCCGGUCACGCCCAUCCUGUCCUCCAUCUUCCGGCUGAUCCGUUACCACCUGGGGACGGUGGCGAAGGGGUCCUUCAUCAUCACACUGGUCAAGAUCCCCCGCCUCAUCCUCAUGUACAUCCACAACCAGCUGAAGGGGAAGGAGAACGCGUGUGCACGGUGCAUGCUGAAAACCUGCAUCUGCUGCCUGUGGUGCUUGGAGAAGUGCCUAAACUACCUGAAUCAGAACGCAUAUGCCGCCACAGCCAUCAACAGCACGAGCUUCUGCACUUCGGCCCGGGACGCCUUCGUGAUCCUGGUGGAGAACGCGCUGAGGGUCGCCGCCAUCAACACCGUGGGUGAUUUCGUUCUGUUCCUUGGGAAGGUGCUGAUUGUGUCCUGCACGGCCUUCGCUGGCGUGCUCGCCCUCAACUACCAGCGGGACUACACAGUCUGGCUGCUUCCGCUCCUCAUCGUCUGCCUCUUCGCCUUCCUGGUGGCCCACUGCUUCCUCUCCAUCUUCGAGAUCGUGGUGGACGUCCUGUUCCUCUGCUUCGCCAUCGACACCAAGCACAACGACGGCAGCCCCGGGCGGGAGUUCUACAUGGACAAAGCCCUCAUGGAGUUUGUGGAGAGCAGCAGAAAGGCACUGCCGCAGGAACGGAGCCGCGGCCGGCUGGAAGAGGGUAAGAGCGAAGGAGGUGACGGCGGGGAGGCGAGGCCCAUGGCUUCAGGCGCCUCCGCUUGACCAAAAUCACCUAAUUGGACGUUUUUUUUAAGACAUUCCAAAUGUUUAUUUUUACCAAUGUGUAACAUGUUUACUAUGGUAUCACUCCAGGGAAUACGAUAUUUUAAUAAGAUACUGUAUAACUACAUAAUGAAGCACUUUAUAUUGAAACUCUGCGGAUUUUAACGGCUGAUGCAUUUUCGUAGUGAUGUCCUUUUUUAUACGACUAAAGAGAGUCAUCUCACCAGACACUGUACUAAACCGUCUAGAAUCCAUGUUUGACUCACUUCGUCUUCGUUUCGUUCCCCAGGUAUUUAUUUUUUAAGUGCAGUAGAACUGCAAUGAAUUACAUAUUUGUAAAGUAUCACCUGAAAUAAUUUCACCCAUUGUUGAAACCAUUCAUUAUGCUUUGUUUAAUGUAACAUAUGAAUUUCAAGUCCGCGGGAGUGUUUUGCGAGUACUUGUCCCCACCCCCCCCCCCCCCCCCCCCCCCCCACUCAACAUGAAGGAGAUUUCAGUGUCAUCUUACACUUGUAGCGAGCUUGAUUUUUUUAAAUGUAUUUAUUUAUUUAUUUUUUGUGCUGUCAUGCAUCACGGAAAGCGGCGGGCGGGGUCCACUCCGGUGGACAGUCUCAGCAGCGAAUGGAGCGGAGCAGUCAGUGACAGAAUUCAGUGUUGUUUUCCUGGGGGGGGGGAGCUGCGAUGUCAUCUUUAGAGCAGUUCCCUUCUAGAGACAAGCUGAACUGCCCCCUGCCCCCGCGCAUGCCUCAGCUGGGCAGGCAAACAAUCCUACGCAGUGAAUGAUGUCCGGCCUGCCCCAUUGUACGGCGCCAAGAGAGCCAUAGCCGUGUCAUGUGACAUAAGUGGGCGGUGCCUGUCGGUGUGCCAGAGCUGGAGACCCCUGCUGGUACGUGAAAGCGUGUCAAGACGGCAGCAGUGGCCUGCUCAUGUUGCAUUCUUGCCGGGUUGCCAUAUUGAGUGCAGGGUGCUCGACCCGUCCAUCCGAAUGAUAGUGUUCAGGUUCUGUGUACUGGCUGGUGACCAUAUGCCCCACUCUUUAAUGGUGAAUGGCUGAAUUUGGGUGUGCGGAUGCAGUCAAUGCCACUCAAUAGUUUGCCUUAAAAAUAAGGAUUUAUGACCCUGGCUCUUUGUCAGUGUUUCCCCAAUCUGGUCCUUGGGGACCCACAGACAGUUCACAUUUUUGCUCCCAGUAGGAGCAGGGAGGGAGCAAAAACGUGGACGGACUGCGGGUCCCCGCAGACCGGAUUGGGUAACACUGUUCUAAUCGACUAGCUAGAGCAAGUGGAACAUGUGGACCGAUGUGUUCCGUGUGAUCUGUAGACCUGCUUAUGGAAUAUUGAAUUCCCUAUAAUGGGUGCUUACAGGGCGGGAAAAAAAAAGCUUGUAUAUUAUUUAUGCAAAUUAUUUUGCAUAUUUAUGCAUAUUGUUGAAUUCAUGUGAAUGAAUGUGAGACUAAGCCAGUAAGUGAAUAUGUGGAUUAUCAAUACACUUAAUGUUUUUAUGAUCCGAGUGAAUGUGUGCAGUCAGUGUUUUACUCCGUAGAACAGAACAAAUAAAAAAAAACUUAGGUUAACUUAAAUAUUAAGGAGUUAAACAUUAAAUGGAAUUUCUUUUCCCUCUGUUAUGUUGUACAAAACUCUUGUGUGCAAAGCAUGUUGAAAAAAAAAUGCAUCAUUAGAAAAAACAUUUAAAGGUCAGUAUCUACAGUAUUUACAAAAUAUAGUUUAAAAAACAUUGAAAAGAGCUAGGUCAGAAGAGUCUCAUUGUCACAGUUAGGCGAAAUUGGAGCAGCCCUUUGGUGUUUUUGCAGACAAAUGUUUUAUAUGAGGCUGAAGUUAGAAUUUACACAGAUAUAAUCGGUGGGGGUGGGGUGGAGGAGACAUCCUUCUGAAGACUACGAUCCACACUGCGAGGGUCACGGGGGUCGCGGAGAGCGCUGACCCCGGAGAGGGAGGGAUGUCCAUGUGCCGCUGUUGUCUAUGUGCCAAAACGAGCUGUCCAGCCCAGUGAACAGCGCUGAGCUUGUAGGAGUAAGUAAUGGUGCCAUUUUAUUCAUUUAUUGGUCCCCGCCCCCCCCAAUGACUGAAGCUACGUCCAGUGAUGAGCAAAUGGUUGGAGCUGAAAUCACAUCA
This is a messenger RNA of Brienomyrus brachyistius, 4264 nucleotides long. RefSeq names its product solute carrier family 44 member 1b (gene slc44a1b). The coding region runs from base 102 to 2132 and encodes 676 amino acids. The record is from RefSeq and is a predicted model, not a curated record. The transcript has 16 exons. Gene Ontology annotation, molecular function: transmembrane transporter activity. Gene Ontology annotation, cellular component: membrane. Lineage: Eukaryota; Metazoa; Chordata; Actinopteri; Osteoglossiformes; Mormyridae. Gene Ontology annotation, biological process: transmembrane transport.